CUACUCUCGAUCCUACCCAUAUAUACUCGAACAUCUCAUAUCUUUGCUUCUUACCCAUACUAAAUACCUAGUCCAGAUUCUCAACCGUCAACAUGGGUUCUGCAGAUCUCCCCACCAAGAUGAAGGCGUUGAAGUACGACCAGCCGGAGAAAUUCAGCGUCGUCGAGGUUCCUCUCCCAAAGCUCCGUGAGCACGAUGUCCUGAUCAAGGUCAAGGCCUGCGGUGUCUGUGGUACUGACCUUCACAUCCAUGAGGGUGAAUUCUUGGCCAAGUUCCCCUUGAUCCCGGGCCACGAAACCGUGGGUGUCGUCGCCGGUCUUGGACCCAAGGUCAAGGGUUUCAAGGUCGGCGACCGAGUGGUGGCUGACAACUCCGAGCUCUGCGGAGAAUGCUUCUACUGCCGUCGUGGUGAGGAGCUCCUCUGUGAAGACUUCCAGGCCCACGGUGUCACCAUGGACGGUGGCUUUGCCGAGUACUGUGCCUACCCGGCGAAGAGGGUCUUCAACAUCAAGAACCUCACCGAUGUCGAUGCCACCCUCCUGGAGCCGGCCUCCUGCGCCGCCCACGGUCUGGACAAGAUCUCACCCAAGAUGGGCUCCAGCGUGCUCAUGUUCGGUGCGGGGCCCACGGGUCUCGUCCUGACCCAGAUGCUGCGACAAAACGGUGGUUGCCACGUCGUCAUUGCCGCUCCCGAGGGUCUCAAGAUGGACCUGGCCAAGUCUCUUGAUGCCGCCGACGAAUACGUCGCCCUCUCGCGCAAGGACCCCAGCGCACAAUUCGAGAAGCUCAAGGCCGAGAACCCCUACGGAUUCGACAUUGUCGUCGAGGCCACCGGUAGCGUCAAGAUUCUCGAGGACUCGAUCAACUACGUCCGAAGAGGCGGCAAGCUCGUCGUGUACGGUGUCUAUGGCAGCAAGGACCGCGUCACAUGGCCUCCUUCCAAGAUCUUCGGUGACGAGAUCACCAUCCUCGGGUCUUUCAGCGAGACAUACAAGUUCCCCGCCGCCAUUGACUACCUUGAUUCCGGCAAGGUCAAGGUCAAGGGUAUUGUCAACAAGACCUUCAAGUUGGAACAAUGGGCAGAGUGCCUUGAGGCAAUGAAGAACAAGAGUGCCAUCAAGGCCGCGAUCGUGUUCGACUAGAGUGGAAUGGGCAGGAAUGCGGUGACAACCUCGUCAUUUCGACGCAGCCUGGCAUAAAGUCGUGUAAUAUCCUCCAUAUCUGUGAACAUAGUGAGCAGAGGAAAAUUAAGUAGAAAGGGUAGAUUGGAAAAAGAAGCGAGUUUGACUG
Molecule: messenger RNA, 1290 nt
Organism: Exophiala oligosperma
Lineage: Eukaryota; Fungi; Ascomycota; Eurotiomycetes; Chaetothyriales; Herpotrichiellaceae
Product: chlorophyll synthesis pathway protein BchC
Exons: 5
Coding region: 93-1142 (349 amino acids)
Molecular function (GO): zinc ion binding; oxidoreductase activity
Source: RefSeq, a predicted model, not a curated record